Molecule: messenger RNA, 294 nt
Organism: Strongylus vulgaris
Lineage: Eukaryota; Metazoa; Nematoda; Chromadorea; Rhabditida; Strongylidae
Source: the annotation of a GenBank genome assembly
AUGCAUGCAGGAAAGAAAGUUAGGGAGAAAGACGUGAGACAGCUGAGUGAUGGCACACUCAUCAUUCGUGGUGAGGAAGUUUCACCACGAAACGUUGGAGGUGUUGGAUUUGUCGUACACCCAUCUGUUGUCCAUCCUGUCGAUGCGCAUGCGAUCCUGUCACCUGUCAUCUUUCGACUCCAUUCUCUGCAACAGGAAACCACCACUAUUAUCAAAUGCUAUUCACCCACUUCACCAGCUGAUACCUCGAAACCAGACGCUUUCUAUGAAGGAGGAAAUUAUCUGCAAAUUUGA